CGCACGUGACGCCCAAACUCUACCCCGUGAUUUCCCACCCACUCACGAUCAGCUCCCCGCCUCAACUGCGAGGCACAUGUGUCUUCCGCUCUAGUCACCAGACUCCGUAGCUUCCACCGUGUCCUGUUAAUCAAUCUGCAGUUGGCAGCAGUGGACCCGCACCCCGGCGGUUAAUAUGGAAAGCGGGAAAACGGUGCGGCCGCGUCUGCGAACUACCGAUUAUGGCAGGUUUCGAGAAGAACGCGAAGAAAAGGACAGAGAUGCAUGUGGCUACAAGCUCCGGGGCAUUGGGGGAGCUUGGGGUAGAAAAGUUGGACGUAGCCCGUUUAUUCGGGGAGCAUUUGCUCUACAGUACUAUUCAACUAUACCCACCUCUCUAAGCAUACCUCAAAGCGAAAACAAAACGCAAUCCUCAAAAUGCGCUUCACCCUCCUCCCCCUCCUCGCCGCGGCAGCCCUCGCCUCCUCCGACUCCUCCGCCCCCGCCUCAGAAGAAUCCCCCAAACCCGCCGAUCCCACGCCUGCCGGCGAAAUCUGGGCUGCAAAAUGGACCGACGCGGACCUCACCUCCUACACCAAGCACUGCGCCAGCAGCUCCACCCUCAAAGCGCAGAUCUACACGCUCGGGGAGAUGUACCCCACGCUCAAGGAGUGGGCGCCGCAGCUCAAGGUGUUUUACAACAAGCAGCUGUACCCCGGGUCGUGGGAGGGCAAGGAUGCGCACGGCGAGGGGAGGGAGUUGUUGAAGAUGGCGUAUGAGGAGUUGCCGUUUGCGGUGCGGGAGUGGUUGACCAAGAACCCCAAGCAGCGCCACUUCAGCGUGCAAGACGACAUCGUGUUCUUCGCGCCGGGUGCCAUCUAUCCGAUCCUCCCGCUCUUCGUCGAGGAGCCCGAGAGCGAUAAAAUCUCCGACUGUGAGGGGUUGUACGAGGAUCUUGAGAACUACAGCGCUGAGCCGAAGGAAGGCGUUGUGCUGGGAAAGGUGGCACACAAGACAUUGGGGAAGAAUGAGGUGGAGAUUACGCUGAAUGCGUUCCAAAUCAAGGGAGCGGCGGGGAGUAAGGAUGAGUUGUAGUGUUGCCAGGUACGAGGUCAGGUUGGGAGAGUUGGGGCGUUUGGUAUAGUUAGACUUUCCUCGUGUAUAUAGCUUCCUCUUUGGUUUUUGGUGGAGACAUAUGGUUGACACGAACG
Molecule: messenger RNA, 1190 nt
Organism: Paraphaeosphaeria sporulosa
Lineage: Eukaryota; Fungi; Ascomycota; Dothideomycetes; Pleosporales; Didymosphaeriaceae
Exons: 3
Coding region: 418-1074 (218 amino acids)
Source: RefSeq, a predicted model, not a curated record